AUGAUCAGCGCGUUGGGGGCGACUUGUGCCGCCGCAGUGCGGGAGGGGCAGCAUGGAGCCAAGGCGGGGUUUGAAAGCCCAGCUGAACAAGAAGAAGCGGAGCUGACGGCGGAGCUGAACCCGUUGAAUGCUCGUGGGAACCGGAGGGACCUCCCCGCGUCAGAGGAAGACCUGGCGAAGGCGAGACUAGAAGAAGCGCGCAAAAGCGGAAACAGCGUGCAGAUAGCGUAUGCAGAAAUUGAUGUUGCAGAGGCUAAGCUGAAGGCGGCGAAUGAGGCUGGGAACCAGAGGGUGAUAGCAGCGGCGGAGGUAAAGCUGGCGGAGGCGAAGCAGAACCGGGGGGUAGAGGUCGCGAAGGCGAAGCUUGCAGCAGCGAACAAGGCUGGGGACGUGAUGUUGAUAGCGGAGGCGGAGGUCGAGCUGGCUGAGGCGAAGCAGGAGGGGGGAGUAAAGGUCGCGGAGGCGAAGAAGACAGCGGGAGUAGAGGUCGCGAAGGCGAAGCUUGCAGCAGCGAACAAGGCUGGGGACGUGAUGUUGAUAGCGGAGGCGGAGGUCGAGCUGGCUGAGGCGAAGCAGGAGGGGGGAGUAAAGGUCGCGGAGGCGAAGAAGACAGCGGGAGUAGAGGUCGCGAAGGCGAAGCUUGCAGCAGCGAACAAGGCUGGGGACGCAUGGGGGAUCGCGGCGGCGGAGGUCGAGGUUGCGGAGAAGAUGAAGAAUGGGGAGAUAGACCUGGCUGAGGCGAAGAAGAAGGGGGCAGUAGGGGUCGCGAAGGCGAAGCUUGCAGCAGCAAAAAAGGCUGGGGAGGGGAUCGCGGCGGCGGAGGUCGAGGUCGCGGAGGCGAAGCAUGAGGGGGAGGUAGAGGUCGUGGAGGCGAAGCUGAGGGGGGAGGUAGAGGUCGCGAAGGCGAAGCUGCAUCAUGCGCAAACCCAGAAUCAGACCCAUUUGAUAGAUGAUUUGCAGCGCUCGGUGUGCGUCAAUGAAUCCAAGCUUGCAGAGUUUCGUGCAUCUUUGCCUUGGCGGUCGGAUACGGCAGUGUUGGAUGCGAUCUCUCUCAAGUAUAGCUUUGCGCUGGAAGGAGUGGUUGACAGCCUGAAGAAAUACUUAGACCAAGUGCUGGGAUCAAGAACUGGUACAUUCAGCGAAAGGAACCCCAUCGACAAAGUAGUAGCAAACGCGACACAAGAAGCCGGGAUUGUUACUUGUAUGAUCGAGGCAUGCUCGGGGAGCGGGAAGUCGCUGUGUGCUGCAGACUACUUUGUACGAAAUCCAAAGACUUCACUUUAUUGCUUGUUCGGAUACGUCCAGGAACAGGACUUAUAUCUGAAUGUACAAGGCAUCUCGCAUCUUUUGAAUGUAGCCAUCGAUCUCGAUCUCCAGGCGUGUGAUCGCAGGAUCGAUUUCCUUGACCCAACAAAAUGUGAGCAGCAAGUCUUGACGAUCGACGUGCUGGCCCCGAGCUGGAAUGUCCUUGGGGUUCUGGGAUACCUGUUUGGCAAGACGAAAGGUCCAGGAAAGGUGAGCGUGGGGGAAGCAAAGCUGUGGACCCAGAAGGGGGACCUGUGGGUGUUUGUCGAUGAAGCAAUCCCGAGGUAUCAAGGUAUUCCCUGCCGGGCCAACGCCAUAUGGAGGUUGUUGUUCCUCAAGAGGAUUCUUCGUAAUGCAGGCUUUCAUUGUAUCAUGUUGGGUACCAACACUCUGGUGAUGAAUUUCAACAAUGCUUUGCAGCAGACGACAAAUAGCCGAGGGAAGAACCAAGAGACUAUCAAGUGCAUCACCCACCGAGCUCUUCCUCCGAUGAUCCUUCAGUCUGAUGAGCAGCGUGAUAUCCUGAAGCAGGUGUUUGGGGAAGAGAUGAUUGGGGGGCUGCUCGACAAUGUCAACCCAUUGCUUUGCCAUCUAUUCUUCAAGUAUGGGUGUGGUGGACAAGGAAAAGACAGCGCGACCUUGUUUCGAGAUCUAGCGAAUCCAGUGUUGGCCAUGGUACGAGCUGACAAGAAAAAUCUGAAGGACGCAUCGUUGUACUGUAUGUUUCAGAUAGCAACGCACGAAAGCAUGUGUCAGGCGCACAUCUUGCAGGGUUUUGGUCUUCUCAAUGCUUGGCCGAGGAGCCAAGUACCUGCACGCGGCAGCUCUGAGUCAAUCAUUCGACUUCAUCGGAUCGAGGACAAGAUUGAGAUGAAUGGGAUCGAACUGAACGAUUUGACCAGCAAGUUCCCGCCAGGCUGGGUAGAUCCUAUCACUGUCGCGAUCUGUGCUGGCGGUGGGAGGCCUUUCGGAAGAAUCUCGAGCCUUGAGGUGUUGAGGAGAAUUCACCGAGACGCUCUCAAGCCCAUGGAUGAUCCGACAGCAGUGGAUGCGCUGCGGCAAGACGGGAACCUGCUGGAGUCGUUUGGAGCAGUCGUCGUGAUGUUGGCGAGCUGGGCCGAACCCGAGGACAUACUUUCGACCCUCAGCCAUCAUUGCGGAAGGGAAGUGGGAAGCAAAGUGAAGGAAGUGCUUGGUUCCGUGAAGGACGAAACAUCGGCGGAGGAGUUCCGUAAAGUCUUGACUCAGUGCUUCUGUAAUCUGAUCCCCUUACGCGACAGUGAAGGUGAGAUACCUAACCAUCAAGCUUUCGGGUACUACAUUCGAUGUAUGGAUAAGCGGAGACGGGACGGACAGUUUGCGGGCCCCGUCCACGGUCCUGAAGGCCAGAGAAGCAUGAGGGGUGCAGCGGAGUUUAAGAACUGGAGACAGGCAGUUGGUCAAUCGCGGCUGAAGAAGUUUGUGAACAAACUAGCCAUCGGCGGGCACGACCUCCUGUUGUUCAUGGCUCCGGCGCUGGCAGAGUACAAUGCCGAGGAUAUCCUACCGAAACGUGCAGGAUGGCACACUGUGGUGUCAGGCGGAGAGAAGGAGUGCCGAAGACACAGGAUACUGAUACUUAUGGAGGUCGGGCUGGCAACAAAACCUUUUAGUGAACCGUCGAUGCAGCAAGACGAUAUGGGCAACUGA
Molecule: messenger RNA, 2994 nt
Organism: Guillardia theta CCMP2712
Lineage: Eukaryota; Cryptophyceae; Pyrenomonadales; Geminigeraceae
Exons: 5
Coding region: 1-2994 (997 amino acids)
Source: RefSeq, a predicted model, not a curated record